Dendronephthya gigantea is the source of this 3524-nucleotide messenger RNA. Its product is annotated as glutamine-dependent NAD(+) synthetase-like. The transcript is spliced from 11 exons. NCBI's taxonomy places the organism in Eukaryota, Metazoa, Cnidaria, Anthozoa, Malacalcyonacea, Nephtheidae. The coding region runs from base 69 to 2531 and encodes 820 amino acids. Gene Ontology annotation, cellular component: cytoplasm. Gene Ontology annotation, molecular function: ATP binding; NAD+ synthase (glutamine-hydrolyzing) activity; glutaminase activity. Gene Ontology annotation, biological process: NAD+ biosynthetic process. The record is from RefSeq and is a predicted model, not a curated record.
CUAAAUUUAAAAAUAAAAACAAGCUUGAAUCGAAAGAGAAAGUUAUAAAGGCAAACAUCUCGCUACGUAUGAGCAGUAUGGCCUGUCGAAAGAUUACUUUAGCUGUUUGUUCGUUGAACCAGUGGGCUUUGGACUUUGAAGGGAAUUUAAAACGAAUUCUGCAAAGCAUUAGCGAAGCAAAGACAAAAGGUGCUUGCUACAGACUUGGACCUGAGUUGGAAGUUUCAGGCUAUGGAUGUGAAGACCAUUUUCUUGAAGAUGACACAUUUCUUCACUCCUUUCAAGUUUUGGCAUGCAUUUUAAAAUCACCGGUUGCCCAGGAUAUUGUUUGCGACAUAGGAAUGCCAAUACAACACAAAAGUGUUCGGUACAAUUGCAGGGUCAUCUUCUAUAAUCGAAAGAUUUUGCUGAUCAGACCCAAAAUGGUCAUGGCAAAUGAUGGGAAUUACAGGGAACUGAGGUGGUUUUCGCAGUGGCAAAAGACCAGACAAACAGAAGAAUUCAUGUUGCCCAAGGUAAUCACGGACAUUACAGGACAAACGACAGUUCCAUUUGGCGAUGCAGUGAUCUCGACAAGCGACACGACAUUUGGAACAGAGAUGUGCGAGGAGAUGUUCACCUCCAACGCUCCCAGCAUACACAUGGGCCUGGAUGGUGUUGAAAUAUUCACGAAUUCAAGUGGUAGUUAUCAUGAACUUCGAAAGCUUCAAAGGAAAAUUGACCUGAUAAAAAAUGCAACAAAAAAGUCAGGUGGUGUGUAUAUGUAUGCAAACGUGAGAGGAUGUGAUGGUGGCCGUGUGUACUUCGAUGGAUGUUCACUGAUUGCUGUAAACGGAGAAAUUGUGGCACAAGGCAAGAACUUCUCGCUGCAAGAUGUAGAGGUGGUUACUGCUACUGUUGAUCUAAAUGAUGUCACAACAUACAGAGGUGGUGCUAAUUGCCUACAGCAACUGGGAUCAAAGUCCGACAACAAAUACCCCAGAAUAUUUUUAGAUCAGUACUUUUGUAGUGACAACCCGCUUCUACCGGCAAAUAAGCCUGUGGCUUUGGACGAUAUGACGCCGGAGGAGGAGAUCAGCCUUGGUCCUGCAUGCUGGUUGUGGGACUAUCUUAGACGAAGCGGGAUGUCAGGAUUCUUUCUACCUCUGAGUGGAGGCAUAGACAGUUCAUCUGUGGCAUGUCUCGUCGCUUCCAUGUCUCAUCUCGUCUGUAGAGCGGUCAAAAGCGGAGAUAAGCAGGUCUUGGAGGAUGUCAGGAGGAUAGUAGGGGAUAGAGAAUACAUCCCAGUGGACCCCAAGGAACUCGCCAAUCGUAUCUUUGUCACGUGUUAUAUGGGAAGUGAAAAUUCAUCUGAGGAGACUCGUUCACGUGCGAAAAAUUUGGCACACGAUGUGGGUAGCUAUCACAUGGACAUCAAGAUUGACACAAUAGUGAGUGCGUUUCUUGCCGUGUUUACAACAAUCACAGGCAAGCUUCCUCAGUUUAAAGCAAACGGCGGCACAGACAGAGAGAACCUCGCACUACAAAAUAUCCAAGCUCGAAUCAGAAUGGUCUUGGCUUACCUGUUUGCUCAUCUAAUCAUGUGGGUGCGUGGAAAAAAUGCUGGACUUCUGGUACUUGGUUCCGCAAAUACCGACGAAAGUCUUCGUGGGUAUAUGACAAAAUACGAUUGCUCCAGUGCGGAUAUAAAUCCAAUCGGUGGUAUCAGUAAGAGGGACCUCAAGUCAUUCGUAUUUUAUUGUGUUGAGAAAUUUAACUUUAGUUCCCUCAUCACCAUCAUGGGUGCAGAACCAACGGCAGAGUUGGAACCUUUAAGAAACGGCGUCACACAACAAACAGAUGAGGAGGAUAUGGGUAUGACUUACGACGAGCUCUCAAUAUUUGGACGUCUUCGCAAGGUCGAAGCCUGCGGACCGUUUCGUAUGUUCUGCAAAUUAUGCGACCUUUGGCGAGAUACCCACCCACCCUCGCUCAUUGCCCACAAGGUAAAGCAUUUCUUCAGGUGCUAUGCUAUUAACAGGCACAAAAUGACAGUGCUUACUCCGUCAUACCAUGCUGAGUCCUAUUCUCCCGAUGACAACAGGUUCGACCUUCGACCUUUCUUGUACAAUGUCAAAUGGAAUUGGCAGUUCCGAUUUAUCGACGAGCAGGUCCGACGAGUCGACGAACAGCAGCGAUUGCCGGUGCAUCACUUUGAGGGAUCAGAGCGUAUGUCUGGAAACGAGAAUACAGGGGUUGACCAAAACUCUACUGGAACCAAUGGCAUCGAAGGGGUUCUUGAGACAAAUUUAGAGAUAAAAACCGAGGGAAAUGGUUCGUGUUAUUAUUCCUGCGAAGAACCGGUCAAUGUGAAUAACGAAAAGCACGAUGCGGGGCAGACGCCUCUGCCCGAGAAUGGCGUCAGCGUGAGCAUAAAUCCGCUCGUCCAAUUCGGUACGAAGCGCAAGUUGAUGGAAAGAGAAUUUACUUCUUCGAAAAUAAGAGCAGUAAGCCUUGCACCAUCGGGCACGCAAUUUUGUAGCAAAAAAUAGUGGUAAUUAGUAUAGAUGAUAACAUGGUUAGACAAUCGAGUGCAAUAUGGAUAUGACCAGGGCGCAUAUGACAUACACGAGUGAGUUUUUCAAAGACCUCUAAAUAUUUGUAUCCAAAUUUCACGAGAAACCAUGCUAUUACUUAUUAAUAAUAUAUAUAUAUAUAAUUUGAUUGGUUCACAGUGAUCACAGAAAAUUGCACUGUGAUUACAGAUUUUGCACUGUUGUUUAGGAUUAACUGCACUGAAAUCAACCAAUCACAGUCAAGUAAUACUUUUAUAUAUAUCAUUACUAACGGAAAUAGUGGUAGUUACUAGCACAUCGUUGAUACACAAUUUUUUUAUACCUCACAAGAUGGUUAGCUACUAUUAUUGUACGAGAUGAGAAGAGUACAUGACUAUCUUUAUAUUUAUUACUAUAUUUAUGCAUCGCUACUAUCAUCAUAAAUUACCUUUCGUCUUCAAUGACCUAUUUAUUCCAGUAAACAAAGUACAUAGCUACAACACUAGAUUAGCAUCUAAGCAAACAUAUUCUUUACCAAAAACCAGAACUAAUUUCGGAAUUUUUAAUAUAAGAUAUCAAGGACCUAAAAUAUGGAACUCUCUGCCUGAAAGUGAGAAAAAGUUGUCAGCGUCUCAGUUAAAAAUCUGUUUAAAACUUCGCUUUAUUGAGUCGUAUUAGGUCAAUUCUUCAUAUUGUUUUAUCUAAAAUGUGAUUGAAUUGUGUUUUUUAAAUUGUGUUUCUUGCUUUUGUCUUUUGAUGUGUGUUGGUUUUUUGGUUUGUUUUUUUUUUCUUUUUUCUGACACGUUUGUCUUGUUUUGAAAUUUUUGCCGACUGAUUAAAUAUCGGAAAUCUUCACUAUGCUGUCUAUGGACGUUAUUUGCCCAAUCCAGUUAGCCCUUAUGGUUAUUUUGGGCGGAUAAUACCCACAUCUAUUAUUAAUAUUAACAAUGUAAAUAAUUUUAAUGAUUUAUAAUGGGUGAAUAAAUUCUU